GGAACCAGUUUAGUCAAUUGAAGUUGUUUAAAGCGCACCACUGAUAUUGAUUUAUGUCAAACUGGAUGGUGAAUGUCAGAUUGGCGAGAAUGCAAACGAAACAUCCAAACCCAUGCAGAGGUUAAAAACAAGAAAAAAAUAUGCCCUAAUUUUAAGGACUUAUACAGAUUGAGUACCUUGUCUAUGCCUGCAAAAUUCGAAGAAAGCAGAUGAAAUGGUGUUUUGAAGCGUGUGCAACAUGGACUUCAGCUGCGGUCACGGAGGGAAAAUGACUGCUACCAACACAUUCAGAGUAAACAACAUAAAGACCUAUCGAAGCUGAAAGUGUCUAAUAAGUCAAUGACAAGAUUCUUGGAUAUUUCUAACAACUCUGAACUUAACCACCAGCGUGCAAUAACUAUAGUAAAAAACAGACAACUCAGGAAAAACGGAAUCGAUGAAGAGGGAAAUAAAGGAGGCUCAUACAGGAUACGAUUUAUGUAAACCUGAACACGAAAGGAAAUCCGAGAUCCUAACCAACGAAAGAGAAGCCCAAAAUAAUGAGGAAGUGAACAAACCCGUUAAGGAUAUCGAAAACAGAGGGUUAGGUGUUCUAGCCAAAGUCACUACAACUGAUGAAAAUGAACCCUUUUUAAAGUACAGGUUCCGAGAAGGUGACCUAAUGAGAGAUAACCCCUGGCUUGAAGCGAUAAAUUCCAUUCUUGAUAAGAUAAGACAGAAUAGGAAAAGGGACCACACCUUAGAAUACACACCCUUCUGUAUCAUGCUUGGAGGUUCCGGGUUUUCAAAGGUGCGUGGUGUGAUGCAGGAGAAGUUCGGAAAUAAGGACGAAAAAACUAGAAGGGAGUACGUCCUCCCUAGAGAUUCUGAUGAAAAAAAGAUAAUCGAAACUGUAAUGAAAGAUUUGCUGGAUGGAAUAGCGUGUUUUGUUGAUUCUGCCGGAAAAAUAGAAAUAACGAAUGCACACAAAUACGAAGACUUUUACAGACAGCGUGAAGAUUCGAUAAAAACAGUAAGUUCAAAGAUGAAGAACAACGAAUACGCUUUGAAGUUUUAGAACUAAUACUGGAUAUAUUAUUAUCAUUAUUAUUUUAUUCAUUUAUAAAGCGCAAAAUUACAUAUAGUUUCUAUGCGCUUCACAAUGAUUGUGCUGAUAAUCAUUGAUAAUAUACUAAUAAAAGACCUGCAAGAGCUAUAAAGGAAAUGAUAAAACAGUAGAAAGAAUUUAAAUAAAACAUGGUAGUAAAAUGACAAA
Ostrea edulis (European flat oyster) is the source of this 1255-nucleotide messenger RNA. RefSeq lists its product as uncharacterized. The transcript has 2 exons. Bases 437 to 1057 code for a protein of 206 amino acids. NCBI's taxonomy places the organism in Eukaryota, Metazoa, Mollusca, Bivalvia, Ostreida, Ostreidae. The record is from RefSeq and is a predicted model, not a curated record.